Messenger RNA from Pezoporus flaviventris, 3674 nucleotides. It is a transcript of the gene BCAT1, whose product is annotated as branched chain amino acid transaminase 1. The coding region runs from base 143 to 1363 and encodes 406 amino acids. The transcript has 12 exons. The record is from RefSeq and is a predicted model, not a curated record. Gene Ontology annotation, molecular function: branched-chain-amino-acid:2-oxoglutarate transaminase activity. Lineage: Eukaryota; Metazoa; Chordata; Aves; Psittaciformes; Psittacidae. Gene Ontology annotation, biological process: L-leucine biosynthetic process; L-valine biosynthetic process. Gene Ontology annotation, cellular component: mitochondrion.
AGCCCGCGCAGUGUGCAGCAGCCGUCGCUGCAGCGGAGGCUCAGCGAUCACUGGGGCUUCAUCAGGAGCGCUGCACGAAACGAGCGGCGGUCCGCUGAGUGUCCGCUUAGCCGCGCCAGGGAGGUACCGUCCGUUUGCCAUCAUGAUCAAGGGCUGUCAGAAUGAGUGCACAGCUGGAGGAUGUUUGGGGGAAACAGGAAAGGAAAUGGCUGACUCUUUCAAGGCUUCAGACUUGGUUAUCACCCCAGCUACGACUUUGAAGGAAAAACCAGACCCCAAUGGUUUGGUGUUUGGAACCGUGUUCACUGAUAAUAUGCUGAUAAUUGAAUGGUCCUUGGCUUCAGGAUGGGAGAAACCUUAUAUUAAGCCACUUGAGAACCUUUCAUUGCAUCCAGCUUCCUCAUCUCUGCAUUAUGCUGUAGAACCAAGAGGACAGACAGAGGAGAAUCUGGUGCCAAUGCUGUGGCUCAAUGAAUACACAUUGUUUGAAGGAAUGAAAGCUUACCGAGGAGUGGAUGGCAAAAUCCGCCUGUUCCGGCCAACCCUCAACAUGGAGAGGAUGGCACGAUCAGCAAGACGAGCAACUCUGCCACAUUUUGACCAGAAUGAGCUUCUAGAGUGCAUCCGGAAGCUUGUGGAAGUGGAAAAGGAGUGGGUCCCAUACUCAACCACUGCCAGCCUUUACAUCCGUCCUACCUUAAUUGGAACUGAGCCUUCCCUUGGAGUGAAGAAGCCAACUAAAGCCCUACUGUAUGUCAUACUGAGCCCUGUGGGCCCUUACUUUGCAAGUGGAAGCUUUAAUCCCAUAUCCUUAUGGGCAGAUCCAAAGUAUGUAAGAGCCUGGAAAGGAGGAACUGGGGACUGCAAACUAGGAGCGAAUUACGGUUCUUCUAUUUAUGCCCAGCAAGAAGCCCUGGAAUUUGGCUGCCAGCAGGUUUUGUGGCUCUAUGGAGAAGAUCAUCAAAUAACUGAAGUUGGAACAAUGAAUCUGUUUCUCUACUGGAUAAAUGAAGAUGGAGAAAAUGAACUGGCAACCCCACCUUUAGAUGGCAUCAUCCUUCCAGGAGUGACAAGACAAAGUAUUUUGGAUCUGGCACACAAUUGGGGAGAAUUCAAAGUGUCUGAACGAUACAUCACUAUGAGUGACUUGACAGCUGCCUUGGAAGAGGACAGAGUAAAGGAGAUGUUUGGUGCUGGAACAGCCUGUAUUGUAUGUCCUAUCUCUAAAAUUUUAUAUAAAGGCAAGCACUUGCACAUUCCAACUAUGGAGAACGGACCUCAGUUAACAACCCGUUUCCUGAAUAAGCUGAGUGAUAUCCAGUAUGGAAGAGAAGACAGCGACUGGGCAGUGUUGGUGUCAUGAAGGUGGAAGAGUUCAGACCCUCCAGACAGAGCAGACAUGAAUAAUGAUAACUUCUGUAGCUGUCUGUGCAUAGCAUAGUUCCUGUAUCAGUUUGCUCCCAGGAGGAUUGUUUCCACAAUCCAGCGAAUGUGAACGCAAUCAUUUUGAUUUCUACUGUAAUCCUGUUGGUAAACACCUGUCUUGGUAGAGGUGCUAAAUGUUAGCAAUAGAACUUUCCUAAUGUUUUUCUUAGAGCCUCCUUGUGUCUUAUAUACAGUCUGAAAACUUGUAAAAUGCUCUUCAACUGCUCUUCAGUUUGGUUUGUUUUGAUUGCCAUCAUCAGCAGAGCACCUUGCCAUAUAACACAAAGAUGCCUGUUAGCUGGGCACUGACAUUAUUCUGCCUUUUGCUCUGUAUUUGGGAAAUAAGUUUAGCCAUAUGUUCUUUCCUUUUGUACUCUACUUGUGUGGAGUUCAUGAGUUCACAUAGACCUCUUGAUCCCUUCAUGCAUACUUUGUCAAAUGACAGCUCUGUCCUCCAGGCCCAAAUUCUCUGAGUUGAUCAUGCUUGCAAUAUGCUCCCUGUUGACCUACUGCCUUUCCCUCCAUGGGGAUAUGCAGUGGCUGCUUGGGCAGUGCGUACCUCUUCAGUGGUUGAAUACAUCCUUCUUUGAAUGGCUGGGUCAGGCCCUGCAGAGACAAGAGUGACUAUGUCUGGCCUAGCACAGAGCUGGGCACCACAGACACUCCAAAUGAGUGUCUAGAAAAUAAGAUUAGAGAAGUGUGGCUGUGAAAGUCGAAGAACUCCUUCACAGCAACCAAACCUUUGGCUUGAGGAAUUUCUUUCAUCAUCCAGUUACGUAAUUUAGAUCAGCAAAAUGUUUUUCUUGUCCCCUUUACCAAUCACUGUGAAAUGCAUCUAGCUUCCAUUGACACAGGUGUACUUUAAUAGAGCCUUCCUAUUAAGGAGCAAGCUAUGUUAUCAACAGAAAAUAUUUAGCAUAAGAAGGAAAAAGAUUUUAUUUAAACCCUGGUUUCAUUCUGAUGAAGUAUAUACUACUUCAUGUAGCACUACUUUCUCACAUACAGUCUUGAUACUAUUUGGAAGCAAUAUCGAGCAUGUAGCUGGGGAAAUUACUUCUGCAAAUAUUCACUAACAGUCAUACCGUAAUAUUUAUUAGUUUUCUCUUUUUGCACACAGCUUUGUUGAACAGCUUUAAGAUAUCUCUUGCCAAAAAGAAUCACCAUGUUCUGUAUCAAUGUUCCAAAGUGCUACUUCAGUGUAAAACUGGUGGAACUUUAUUGACACUAAUGGUAAGAGGUAAAAGUGAAACAUUUAUUGCCCUAGUUUGCAGUAGAGAUGCACCUGGAUUAAGGGAAAUAUCUAGCACUUUAUUUUUUUUAAGACCCAACAGUAUCUCUCUCAUGCUUUAUAAGUCCUCUGCAGUUACUGACAUUUAUUAACACAGUUUAAAAAGACAUACUAUUAUUUCUAAUAGACCAUCCAUGCCUUACACAACUGCUAAAAUGUAGCCUUAUGGCUUUUCUGUUCAUUUUUGGUCAGAUUUUAAAAACAAGUCCUACUUAGCCAUGACUUUCUUUUGCUCCCUCAAAUCAUGCCUUUUACUACCUUUCACUGCAGUUCAAUCUAAUAUUUUAAUGAAGAACAGUUGAAGGUUCUCUCUGACAAUGUAACCAUUGUUAAAACUUGUAUAGUUUUCUCUUUAGGAUACAACUGCAAGCACAAAAUAUUAUUUCACUUAUAGUAGCAAUAGUAUUGUGUGUUGGCUUUUCUGACCAUUUGAAACUGUAUUGUGUGCUGGUCUUUGUUCAGUACCUUACUAUCUGUUAUAAACUGCUGGUAUCUUUAAUUAAAUGGGUGGAAAAAUUAACAUGGGGAAUAUGUCAAGAUGCAGUGUGAGGUAGAGAGUUUUAUCCAAUGAGAGACAAGUCAUAACUAAAGAGUGCCUUUAACUAGAGUGUGGCAUGAAGCUCUCUAAAGAUUAUAGAAUGAGCAACCCCAGGUGGCUUGCUUUUACUGAACUAUAUAAUACAUCCCCUUGUGUUCCUCUUAGAUUUAGCAGCAAAUGAGAAGUGGAAAUAUCUAACUUAAGAUGUAUGGCAAAGUAGUUGUAUCAUACCUUAACAGUUCAGGAUGUUGAUAGAGUUGGUAGGUAACAUAUCAAAAAUCUCCUUGAAGGCAUUGAUAUACUAGCAGUAAUCUGUUUACCAAUCAGAAUGAAUAAGGACCAGAAUUAUUUUACUGUGGUGUAAACCUAAACAUCAUGUAAAACUCUUCAUAAAUUGGAUUCAAGUAAUUUUAUGUAAGGAGA